GAGAGAGAGAGAGAGAGAGAGAGAGAGAGAGAGAGAGAGAGAGAGAGAGAGAGAGAGAGAGAGAGAUACUGGAUAAAGGCUACGACAAAAAAGCAUGAUGAUAAUGGAGUCGAGGCGGUGGAGGAUGUCGGAUUUACGAGAAAGGACUGUUGAAAUUUGACAGAGGGCUCGUGUAGAAACCUGUUCUCGGUGUUUUUCUUUUCAUUCUGUUUCAUUUCCACAUGCUGCGUGGACAUUGAGGGCGAGCAGAGGAAAGGGGAGCACCCCACGGAUGCCUCGGAAGGUAAAAAAACGGGCUCCACCGCUGGCGCUAUACACAGGCAACGAGGCGCAUCUCAUCUCACAGAUGGUAAUAAUGGACAUCCCGAAGAAAGCUCUGCACUGAUGGAUGAGGAUGAAACACAGAUUUAACCUCCAGCCCCGACCACUGUGAAAGAAAGAAAAUCCUGUUUUGAUGGAUUUUUUUUAAUCAUUCAUGGUGUAGCCCCAAGGAAACGAGCCUUAGACAGCAAUGUUGAAUCACUGGUCUUGGUAAAUUAUUCAUUAGCGGUGUAGGUAGGCUAUGAUUUCCUAUUGCUUCAAUGUAGCAUUUCCCCCUCACUAAUUUUUACAAUGUUAAGUCUUGUGAUAUCACACACAUAUUUGCAGGUUACAUUUUUUUAUCGGGUGGUUAUGUAGGCCCAUUUAAUAGCCUUUAACAGCCACAAGAAAUAGCCAAAGUGGGGUAAUUUAAGCACAAGAAAUAUUUGAUAUAGAGAAGGGAAACAUAUCUGGGUAGUGAGGGAUGUCUGGGCCAUUUCUAAAGGUUUUCUUGUAAGAGUGUACAGAGUAGGAGGAGGACGGGGUGGAAAGAGAGAUAUAAGGAGACAAAAACAAAACACCAAACAUGUUGCCUUCCCAAGAAGCCUCCAAGAUCUACCAUGACAAUUAUAUGCGCAACUCCCGGGCCAUCGGGGUGCUGUGGGCCAUCUUCACCAUCUGCUUUGCCAUCGUGAACGUGGUGGUGUUCAUCCAGCCCUACUGGAUCGGCGACAGUGUCAACACGCCGCAGGCCGGCUACUUCGGCCUCUUCCACUACUGCAUUGGCACGGGUCCGUCGCCCAACCGCGAGUUCACCUGUGUGGGCAGCUUCUCCGACUUCAGCUCCAUCCCGUCCGGAGCGUUCAAGGUGGCCUCGGUGUUCGUGCUGCUGUCCAUGGUGCUGACCCUCAGCUGCAUCGCCUGCAUGACACUCUUCUUCUUCUGCAACACCUGCACCGUUUACAAGACCUGCGCCUGGAUGCAGCUGCUGUGCGGAGUGUGCCUAGUGCUGGGUUGUAUGAUCUUCCCCGACGGAUGGGACGCCGAGGUGAUCCGGGACAUGUGCGGGGAGCAGGCGGGGAAAUACUCUCUGGGAGAUUGCUCUGUACGCUGGGCCUAUAUGCUGGCUAUCAUGGGCAUCCUGGACGCCCUCAUCCUCUCCUUCCUGGCCUUCGUCCUGGGCAACCGGCAGACAGAUUUCUAUCUCGAUGAUUUGCAGACAGACAACAAAGACUUUGCUGUGUCAAGGAUUGAGGUGCGGGACAGAAGAGAACCGAGGUACGGAGUGCAGCGUCUUCACUGAGGGCAACAAUGGCGCUGGACAACUUCUUAUCUCUUCUCCUCUCUUCUCCAUCUGUUUCUUUCCCUCUCCUCUAUUCUCCCCCUUUACUCUCUUCUCUUCUCUCCAAUGAUCAGAAUAUCACCCAAUCUUAAUGCAGACACUAAGUCUACAGGAUUCUGUAACAUAAAAAUAAAUACAACAAACACACUACAUAAACUAUAUUUUUGGAAAAUAAAUGAUACAAGGUUGCACAGUGCAUUUAACUCUCGACUUUCUCAACAAAUAUCUUUAUGAGGAAAAAAAAGAGUUACUGUAUUGAAAAUCUUGAUUUGUGAGAAAAUAUUCAACCCUUAUGAACCAUAUUGUGCAUCUAUGAUUUAACGAUGAUUUAUUUCAAAUCUCGCUAUUUAAAAGCUUUGAGUUAUGUACAUUUAUAGCUCCAGAAAGCAGAUUAUUGAUACUCCUGGUUCAGUGAUAGAGUCAAGACUCGCAAUACAGCAGCAAGUCCAUAAUUAAACAUUCAAAGUACUUCAACACUGACUUGUAUGGCUCUUCAUCUAAGGACUUUCAAAUGUGAGGAAUUUAAAGGAGCACCCCAUUGCAGCUUUACAGAACCUAACAUCUCUGGGAGAUCCUCUACUGUACAUACUUACUUAAUGUAAAUAACAUUACUGCUGACAAAAACAGCCGACAACAAAACCUCAUCUGACUCAAAUUAAGUGGAUUAAAUGGAUUCAAAUUUAGUAUUUCUACCCUUGGUUUUAGUGUUCCUUGUGCCAGAAGAGCAUUGGAGUAAAUCCAUUGUGUUUAUAAGAACUUCUCACUACUGAUUUGGUGGAAUUAGACAGAUGGGAAUACAAUGGAUAUAUUAGCUGGAUAUUCCACAGAAAAGCAGGGGACUGUGAAUCAAAGUAAUUGUGUAUUACAAUUUUUUGACACAUAAUAAAAGACGCUUCCCCUGCAUCAACACAACCUCAAAACAAGCUUCUUAUUAUAGUCUUGCGCCCGACAGUAUAUACUCAAAGGUUUCAUUGCUGAACUGAAUUGCAGCUGUCCAAGUCAGACUUAGAAAUCACAUUGUUGCUUUUUGAUGUCCGAGUUCAUGCCUUUGUAAUACCCUUUCACCAGUGUGCAGUUUACUCCAGUUUAUGGUUCCAGCAUACAGUGAUCAGUUUACUCUACAGAUGUCUUAAGACUGUGUGAAUAUGGCUGUAUGAGUCGGCCUUCUCUCAGAGGGAAGCCCCAUGUGCUGCAUUGUCUUAAGGUGAUGUCACUUAUUUGCCUCUUUGAAUAAGCAACUCUGCUUAUAGUAGUUAUAGGAAUCACAAGUGGAACAAAAUCUCAUCAAAAUAACUCCCAAAAUUAAGUCAAAAGUACUAAAUCCCAUAAAAGUGUUGCCUCUGUAACAUGAGUAUUAGUCUGCAGAAUAUUCUGUGGUGUCCUACCAUUGAAUCCUUGCGACCAUGUUAUAUAUACAUUUUCAUAUCAUUAUUUGCAGGGCCGUAGACAGAAAAUCCUCCCAAGGCGCCGCCUGCACCCCCUGAUAAAGUAGCCUAAAAGUAGCCAAACUGAAAUAUAUUGGGUCUCAUGCAAGAACAUCCUAAAAUAUUACCUUUUUGUGUUUAAGUCUGAUUCAGCAAACUUGUACAGUUCAGCCUGACGAGUGCCACCUGCGUGCUGGUGAGGGACAAAAAUGUUGUGUGCAACAGGUUAUUCCCCUGGAGAGCGACCUGCAUAAAGACCUUAAAACAGAAUAAGCAAGUAUAGAACUGUAGAAGUUCCAAUACAAAAAUAUGUAAAUAAAAUCAUAAAUCCAAAAGACGUUUUCCAUCCUCUCAGCAAAUUGGCAAGCUGAACAGAAUUUUUAUUUUUAUUGAUUUCUGCAACAUAUUUGAACUUCAAAUUCAUUCAAUUGAAGGCAUUAUAAUUCAUAGGGGGAUUUCUUUCUCAGAGAAUGCAGCGUAUCUGUUUUUGACUGCAGAAGAAUAGAAAUCAUGAAUGAAUUUAGAAUUGGUAUCUGUUAAUACUAUAUAAAUGAUUCUUACAUGAGACUCAUUGAGUCUAAUAAUACUAGAAUCAGCCUAUAAAAUAGCCAUGGUAACAUUAUAACCCAAAAUAAUGUCAAAGUAAUAUCGAAAAAAGUAUUAUUUAUGUAGCAUUGUGACAUGCCACCGAUACCACCAACAUUAUUGUUGCUCCAACAACAAUGUACCCUGAUGUAGCACUCAAGACAAAGCCACUGGUGUCAGUGGCCGUGAUCAAAGCACCUUUGAUGCAAAUUAUUUACUGACACAUUUGUCACAGUGGUCACUGCUACACCAGCAACAUAAAGUUGUAAUUUCUACAGGCAACAAGACAACCCUAAGGUGAUUGGCUUGACACACCUAAUAGGACAACUCAUGCGAUAACCAGGGAGAUAUGAUAAUUAUGUUAGUCCUGUUUUUAAUCAUAUGAACAUGUGCUACCCUGAACAACAAAUUGGCACAUGCUCCAUAAAUAUGAAAAUACCUGCAAGGGCAUUCUUUACUUAGCUUGAUGCCGCUGCCAGUAUGAGGUCUGUAACUCACCACUAAGCACAGUUAUGGCCACUAUGGUUAUAGCCACUUGAUGGUCUGCAUCAUUGACACUGAUUGCCAUGAUAUCAGCGACAAGUAUGAGUCUAACAUGUGACAAAAGUGCAAUUGCACAUUACGGUGAAGUAGGCUGCUGUAAUCCAGAGCACCAUGGGGCUCUUAUCCCUGUCAGGGCAGCACUUCAGGCUGACACACUAUAACUGGACCUCUUACAGCACCAAACCUGGCUCGAGUCCUUACAGGAAUGAAAUUACUUGUGUAAUAAAAGCACACAGUUAAUUGUUUCAUAUAAGAAAUGGGCAUGCUUUGUCCAUUUGGCGGGAGACAGGGGACACAUAAUCAUACUAUAAACCCUGAGAGGUAAUUGAAUCAAUUUCAAUGAACAAUUCAACCACAAAAGGUUAUCUGCGUUCUACAGCAGUUUAUCUAAAGGGCAACAUCACAAUGGAAAUACAAUCCAAGAAGGGGAUGUUACUGCAUUAUAUUUAACUGUAAUCCAUGUUACACUUUGUUAGGGAUGCACUAUUAACACAAGUAUUCAUAAAAUAUCAGACGGAACCAUUACUUUUACACUACAAUGUAGCUGUUACAACAUCGGAAGAAUUUUACUUUACAUUAAAUGCCAACUAGUCCUCAUAGUCACCCAUGACCACAAAGAUUGUUUGUUCCUACCCUCUACACAGGAAGCUUUCCUAAUUUAGAACCCCCUACCGGUGGCAGGAGAUCAACACGUCGUAGGAAAAAAUCAUGGUUUGGGUUAGAAUAAAUACGUUUGUUACAGAACUUAAGUUACGUAGCCUACAUAACUUAACUUACAUUACGUAUGUGACGUAAGUACAUUACGUAACUUAACUUCUCCUUGGUAAGACUCCUGUGUUUGACCCAAACAUUCACCCCCACCUCCACCUGACUCCCUCUUUUGCACCUGUCAUAAUUACUACAGCAACUAGAGCCUAUAAAUAAACAUAAAUAAUGGUUAGUAAUAAGCUGCUUCUACAAAAAACCUAUCUUAUUAAUAUAAGACACGUUACCUAAUUUCAGCCAAAUAUUGGCCUAGUCCUGUAUUGGUUAUUAGUGCAUCCCUACAAUAAAUACAUAUAAUGAGCAGAUAGCUAGGUGUGUAGUGUGUGUUUCAGAACGGUAGCUAGCUAACUCUCAGGAAGCUGUGAACACAGUACUGUAUUAAAGGCUCAUUAUGGAAAUGAUCAACAAACACAUACAAGUUGGACAAGAGCAUUUUUGAGUCGAUGCUGUUGUGAUAUGGUCAUCGGCCAAAUGACACAAUACUCCACAGCGUCCCUUGUUACUUAAGUUUGUUACACUUUGGUACAGUAGUACUACUCUGGGUUUCCACGCUGAGCGUUUAAGACAAUAUGAAAACAGCCCUUAUGCUGAAUCUAAUGAUGCUGUCCAUGUAGGCUGCACAGACCUUAGCCGACAUCUAUCAACUAUCUUAGGGUAGGAUUGGUGGGCCCUCAUUCCAUAAAAGUUUAUUUCACUUUAACCUUGAGGUAACCGUGCAAAGAUUAAACAACUAUAGAAACAAUUGAAAUGGUUUCUACAGACCUCAUCCAUUUGGUAUUACAAGAAAUCUGUGCACUUGCUGAGAUAUCAGCAUGGUGAGUUUUUUAUAUCUAAUGGCAUAAAUGGCGGUGAUGUCUGUCAUAUAGUAUAUAUUGUGAUUUAGACAUUUACUAUCAUGUGCAUCUCUCAUUCGGGAAUUCUUUCAUGGGCCCAGGACAUACAGACAGAUCAACGAAAACGGAAAUAACAAAGAAAAAAGCCCUGAGGCCUAAGCAGUCACGUACCUCUCCGGGUACUCUCGAAGACUUGACGAUGAACUGAAAAAUACCUUAAAAAGGAACUGACAAUACCUUAACCCUGAUGAGCACAUAUUUGUACCACUCCAGGUGCCUCUAAGAACUCUUGAUUUAAUUCAGAUGUGGUGCAGAACCACCAAAACAAGUAGUGACACUGUAGUUUUUUCUACUAAGGACUACAUACUCUGACUGAGCUCUGAAGGGAGAUGGGUUUUAUAGCAGAUUUGAAGUCAAUUCAGUUUCAAGUCGAACAAUUUAAACGAAAAUAAGAAUAUUGUUCUUUCCCCAGUUAUUUAACUUGAUUCGGGGAAACACUUUGAUAUGUUAAACAAAAAAAACAGCACUUGGUUUUCCUUUUUUUUUUGGUUUGAUUGGACUCCAAAGCUAAAUUCACCUCAAUCUCAAAUUAAGACAUGAAAAACAAUGAAAAGCUAAUAAAAAGGGACACAUAUUUCCAAUCUAUAGCAGCAAACAAAGUAUUUGUUAACUAUGUAAAUGUCAUUGAUUUGUCAAUGAUUUCAUCAUGGUUUUUAUCAUGCAAUAU
Molecule: messenger RNA, 6519 nt
Organism: Cottoperca gobio
Lineage: Eukaryota; Metazoa; Chordata; Actinopteri; Perciformes; Bovichtidae
Gene: lhfpl4a
Product: LHFPL tetraspan subfamily member 4a
Exons: 4
Coding region: 887-1603 (238 amino acids)
Biological process (GO): sensory perception of sound; gamma-aminobutyric acid receptor clustering
Cellular component (GO): plasma membrane; inhibitory synapse; postsynaptic membrane
Molecular function (GO): GABA receptor binding
Source: RefSeq, a predicted model, not a curated record